Molecule: messenger RNA, 831 nt
Organism: Megalops cyprinoides (Indo-Pacific tarpon)
Lineage: Eukaryota; Metazoa; Chordata; Actinopteri; Elopiformes; Megalopidae
Product: 1-phosphatidylinositol phosphodiesterase-like
Exons: 3
Coding region: 1-831 (276 amino acids)
Biological process (GO): lipid metabolic process
Molecular function (GO): phosphoric diester hydrolase activity
Source: RefSeq, a predicted model, not a curated record
AUGCAUCAGGGUUCUUCUUUCAAUGACUACAAAACAUUAAACAGCCAGUCCAGGAAGGUGGACUGGAUGUCAGCUAUAGCCAAUGACAAGCCCCUCUCAGCGGUGACCAUCCCUGGUACCCAUGAAAGCCUGUCCCUGUAUGGCGGCCCGCUGCUGCGUUGCCAGUUUUGGAGAUUAGACAGCCAACUGGAUGCAGGGCUGCGGUACUUCGACAUACAUGUGGAGGGACAUGUGUUUGGCAAUGAGAUAAGUGUAGCAGACGGAAUUUUUGGAAAACAUGAACCGUUCACGAACGUUAUGAAAACAUUGAAGAACUUCCUGGAGAUGCACCGGAGUGAGACGGUCCUGCUGAGGGUGACGGCGCAUGGCUUGAACAAGAGGAAAGCCAUAAAAAAUCUGAAGAAGCUGCUUAAACAGGAUGGCGGCGUGUGGGUGGGGCCCUCCGUGCCCAGUAUGGGCGACGCCCGGGGGAAGAUCAUUGUCGUGCAGAGCCCAGACUUACCUCUGGGGGUUCUCAACAGAGACACAUACGUUGCAGGCGAUGACAAGUUCAAAAGCCACGAAAACAAAAUGAAGAGGAUCAGAAAACAUCUGGCUUAUGCUGGUAGCAUUUGUGCAAGUACUGUCGUGCUGACUGAGUCCAGCGCGUCAUGGCUACUCAAAGGCCCCAGAGGUGUGGCUGAAAUGAUAAACCCAGACCUGUACAAUUACCUGAAUGAUCUGCAGGGAAGCAAAGAUAGGCCAAAGUGCUUGGGAGUGAUUGCAAUGGACUUUCCAGGCCCUGACCUCAUCAAGGCUAUUAUUGAUUUCAAUUUCGAACUAGAAAAUUGA